Molecule: messenger RNA, 2092 nt
Organism: Megalops cyprinoides (Indo-Pacific tarpon)
Lineage: Eukaryota; Metazoa; Chordata; Actinopteri; Elopiformes; Megalopidae
Gene: alkbh3
Product: alkB homolog 3, alpha-ketoglutarate dependent dioxygenase
Exons: 10
Coding region: 81-965 (294 amino acids)
Biological process (GO): DNA alkylation repair; DNA repair
Cellular component (GO): nucleus
Molecular function (GO): dioxygenase activity
Source: RefSeq, a predicted model, not a curated record
CCAGGAUUGAGUAGCCGCUCGGCAGGAUCGCAGUAAUUACCUGCACUGGACAUUCCUGGCAAUUUGCUGUUAGACAGAGAAUGGGGGACAAGCGACAACGAGCAAGGGUUCAGGGAUCCUGGGCCGCGUCACUGCCUAAACCGGCUCCCAGCGCAAAAGUAGGGGUUGCUGGAGGAAACAUAGGAAGCCCUGGUGCAUCUGUGUUCCAAACUGGGGCAUGGGGUGAGAGACAGCAGACAUUUAAGUUUCAUCAGCCUGCCAAGCCCUUGAGGGACAUCCCAGCUGAGAAGGUGAUAAAAGAUGCGGGUGAUUAUGCGAUCAGCCAUGGCCCCUCAGGUGUCUCGAGGCUCCGUCUGAUCCCUGGGUUUCUGCCACAGACUGAGGCCGACUGGAUGUUCAGUCAGCUCUAUGCUGAGUUGCCCUGGUCACAGAAGACUAACUUUAGACUAGGCCAGGCCUACUUGGAGCCCAGACUCACCUGCUGGUAUGGAGACCUGCCUUACACCUACAGCAACUCCAAAAGGCAGGCCAAUCCGCAGUGGCACGCUGUGCUGAACGGCCUGAAGGAUAUGGUGGAGCAGGCAAGCAGGUGUUCCUUUAACUCCCUACUGUGCAACCUGUACCGUGACGGGAAGGACAGCAUUGCCUGGCAUAGCGACAAUGAGCCUUCCUUGGGGCCACAUCCCACCAUUGCCUCCCUCAGCCUGGGUGACACUCGCUGCUUCAGUAUGCGCAAGAAGCCUGCUCCGGAGGAGAAUGGAGACUACACAUGUGUGGAGAAGCUGCGGAUACCCCUGGUUCAUGGGACUCUGCUGAUAAUGGAGGGCGCUACACAGGAGGACUGGCAGGUUGAGCAGAACCUGAAGUGGCUGUGGAUGUGGAGCUGUAGUUUCUUAACAUAUUUAGUAAGUGCCAGGAAAGAAAAGGGCCUAAUUUUAAGGCAUGAAUACUUGCCAUUUUCAUGACGUGCUCAUAAGCAUUUGUCGUUCAAUAGCAAUUUAUUUUGGAGAAAAAAAUUUAGAUUUUUGAAAGGAUAUUCAGGAACCCAAUAUGUAAAAAAUAAAGGUUUUGUUUAAUUCUUAAGUGUCUAAUUCUGUCACUUCUUCAAAGCAGAACCAAAAUCAACAUCAAGGGACAAGAAGCUGCCAAAUAAUGCCCCAGAAGGGAUGUUUGUUAUUCACUUGUUUUUCUUUUAUAUGUAUUUGAUUUAGCAUUUUUAAAAUGUCUGAACAGAUGUUUUCCAUCUGUCUAAAAGAAGUCAUGGGGGGAUUGCUGGCUGAAGGUUUUUUUGAGCCAGAUUGAGCAUUACUUCAGUGUGGCAAAGGCAAGGAAUGUUUUUGGUUGCUGCAAGAGAGAUGAAGUAAACAGCAGCAGGUGAGUUCAUGGCUUGUUCUCUUCCUUCCAUGAGCAUCUUGUUUGCUGAGUGGAAUUUUUCACUUAUGAUAUCAUGCUAGAUCUUUGAUUAUUAACCUCCCUGGCAGUCAGGUUAUAGAUGGGCAGAUGGUGUUUUAGUUCAGAUUCCUCAUUUUGCACCUAUGUUUUUAUUCUGCAAAACCAGUACCCUGGUAAAAUAUUUCUGCAGACAAACCAGGCAUUUCCGAAACAGCCUUUUUAAAUGCUGUUGGCUUUGUCAAACUCAAAUUAUUCAAUGAAGUGCAUUCCCUGGGUUUUCGUUUUCUAAUUGAUUUAGAUUUCUAAUUGAAUUGUUCCAGAGGAGUUCUUCAACCAUCUCCUGAGCAAACACAGUGUAGCUGAACUAAUGGUUUCUCAUGAUUUUACGGAGAAAUGCCAUCGACCAGUAUAGCUUCAUGGCUAAUUCUUAACUGAUGGGCUGCAGCCGUGUUGGACCUGAGUUGCACUGAGUAAGAUCCCUUUCAGCAGCUGAAGCUUGGCACUUCUCUUCACACUUGGCAGCAGAAGAUGGUUGCCACAGUGAACAUAGGGAAGGUUUAAUCUUGAAGAGCUGCACGAUGCAGGCCAGUUCUCUCUGGACUCAUUUGAUCUCACCAGGUUCUUGUGUUGGAGAGGUGGGAGGUGGGCAGCGAUAGUGAAAUGUUUGAGGCCUUGUACACACACACACCCUUAAACCUGG